Messenger RNA from Brassica rapa (field mustard), 9617 nucleotides. RefSeq lists its product as uncharacterized. Gene Ontology annotation, cellular component: DNA replication factor A complex. Gene Ontology annotation, molecular function: single-stranded telomeric DNA binding; damaged DNA binding. The record is from RefSeq and is a predicted model, not a curated record. NCBI's taxonomy places the organism in Eukaryota, Viridiplantae, Streptophyta, Magnoliopsida, Brassicales, Brassicaceae. Gene Ontology annotation, biological process: meiotic cell cycle; telomere maintenance via telomerase; double-strand break repair via homologous recombination.
UUAUAAAUAAAUACUCCCUCUGUUUUUUUAAGAUGAAUGUUCUAGGAUUUUCACACUUAUUAAGAAACCAUAUUAAAACUUAGUUAUUAAUGCAUAGUUUUUUGUAACUUUAUAUUUUUUAUAUUUUUAAACCAAUAGGAUUAAAAGAAAUGUAACUAAUAUUUUUGAAACACACAAUUUUUCAUUAUUAAUUGACAAAAUAUGCUUUGAAAACAUGAAAAAUACAUCUUUUGGAAACAAAAUAUUUUUCUAGAACAUCCAUCUUUAAAAAACAGAGGGAGUAGCAUUUUACCAGAGGUGACAAGAGUCAAAACUGGGAAUAUCCAGAAUAUGGUAUCUAUAUCGAGUUACCGACAUACCACACGGAUACAGCUCCAUACCCUUUUUUUUUUCUUUCUCUGAGUUUUAUUAAGAGACAGAAGCCCAAAACGGGCUAAAGCCCAACAACAGAAAAGACAGAAGACCUAAACAACGGGCCAAACUUUACAGAAACGAUUUUGGACCCUCAGCCCAAAAAAGAGAAAAACCGUCGAGGAAGUAAGGCGUCUCUGUCCACCACGUGGUCGGUUGCCCUGCAAUCUGAGUCCACGCGUCAAGACAAGAGAUGACUAACUUCCACCGGUGCCAAACUGGAGAUGCGACGGAAUUCCGCCAUCAGCGAAGACAAGCCGAAGAAGAAACCCGGACAAACCAAGCAAUCUUCAAAUCGAACAAGUCGCUCACCGGAUCUAAGCUUCUGAAAACAAUCUUCAUCGAUCCAUCCUACAACUUCCGAUCUUCUUGCAUGGAAAUCAGUCAUCUUUAUAGAUGAGAAAUAGCCCGAAGAUGAAAAAACCUUUAAGAGAAAGGAAGAAGAAGGCGUCGGAGGUGAGGAAGGAGAGAGGAUUGAACGGUGAAACAGCAGGAAGCAUUGAUCGACAAACCGAGAAAAAAUCUCGGGGAAAGCCGCAGUCACCAUGGAGCACGACGUGGAGGCAAAAGCCGAACAGCCCCGUCAAGGAGAUCGCGAGCCGUCGGAGUCAGAAGCCAACUAUACCCGUCGAGAAGACCACGGUAUACCAGAGACAAAAGUCACCGAAAGAAAUCGGCGACGGGAACAAACUUCAUCUCUUCAUCUUCUUCGUGAAAUAUUUUUGAAAAAGAACGAAGAAGAGAGAGAAACUUUUUUGUGUUUUUUUGAACAUGGCUCCAUACCUUUUAGAGUCAUGGCAAAUGUAUUUUCAUACAUAUUAUAUACUAUAAGUACACAUAACAAUGAAUGAAUUCACUAGGGUGUUUAAAAAAAAAAAAUCAAGUUAGUUUUUGAACAUUUACUCUAGACCUAGAGAUAUUUAAUGCGAGAAAAGUACUAACUACAUGAAGAAGAAGAAGGAAAAAUCAAAACUAUACUAAAAGCACAAUAUAAAGCCCUAUGAAGCCCUCCACGUCGGAUAGAAUAAACGACCAAUAGUAAUGCAGCAAACAGCCACGUCACCGUCGAGUUAACUUUGUUUUGACUUUUGGUUUGGGCUUCGAUGUUUCUGGCCUGUAUGGUAUGAAUGUUUUUGAGCCCACGUUCUGGAGAUGAAAGACCAACGUAUUACGCAACAUGUUCUUUUUGUCUUUGUCGUAACCCUAAUUUUGUUCUUCACCCUCCUUUCGUCUUCCUGAUCUUCCAUCUCUCUCUUCUCUAAAUCCGUUUUCUUGAGUAACUUCACCACUAAAUCCUGUAAUCAAACCUUGGUUUAACACAUUCAAUGGAUUCUCUUCACCUUCCUCUUUAUUUUCCUAUUUAUAGAUCUGAUUUCUUGGCUUAUUACUCUAUCAAAGUUCAUAAGAUUCUCUCAGACAGUCAUCGCGAUGGAAAACACUGGCAAAUCUCCGAUCUCCACUGACCGUAAGACCAACGAGAAGAACGUCGACUCCUCUCCGUCUGCAAAACCAAACGGGAAGUCCAUUGCUUCCUCUGUGACCAUCGACUCUUCUGCGUCUGUGAAGCCAAACGAGAAGUCCACCGCUUCUUCCGCGAUUGCGAAGAAACUUAACAAGAAGGCUGCCAUUUCAUCUGCCAAUCCGAUGUACCCAACCGCUGUUACCGCUCUCUCCUCCGCGCAUGGCGACCAAGUGAUGUUGUUCAGAGAUAUUUCUCACGGCCCGCGCGAAGCCGAGUUGAUGUUUCGUUUGAUUCACUUCUGGGAGGCUCGCAAUCCAAAUACAAAAGCCUUAAUUGGACAAGAGAUGCUCCUUAUCGACGAAGAGGGUACUGUUAUUCAAGGUUUUGUUCCAGCCAGCCGUGUCGGAACAUUUGAUUUGAUAGCUGGUUCUGUGUUUAAACUGAUCAACUUCUUCGGAUCCAGAAGCAAAGAUCAGUAUCGGGUUGCUGAUCAUGUCGCCACCGUCUCAUUCACUUGGAAUUCUUCUUUGUCCGUGCUUGAGAACCCUCCGGUUCUAAUUCCAGAAGAUAGGUUCAGGUUCCACAGCUACGAGGAGUUUAAGGCCAACUGUGACUCCAAGGGUGAUCUUUAUGAUUACCUUGGUCACAUGAAGCUGGUGAAUGGACAGACUAUCACGGACCAUAUGGUGCUUGACGAAGAUGCCAUAGCAGAGAAGCGGCAUCUAUGUGUUCAUGUUCAGACACAUGAUGAACCGGUGAUGAAGCUUUAUCUGUGGGACAAGGUUGCAGCCGACUUCUGCCAGAAAUUCAAGUCGUAUGGAAGCAUCCCAAGCGUUCUUUUGGUCACCACUGUGAACCCUAAACAUCUUGGAGGAACCCUUGCUAUCACUUCUAUGCCAUCAUCACGUGUGUUUAUGGAUUCCGAUGUUCAGCCUACCAAGGAUUAUCUUGAAUGGUUGAGUUCCAACUUUGAUAUUGCUAAUAGGAUUUCUGCUGAGGUUGUUACUAAGCCUGAGACAGUGACUCUUGAAGAGCUAUUCACUUACAUCAAGCAGGAAGCUUCUAAGGUUGCUUGGUUUGAGUGCAUAGCAACUAUAGAUGAUGUUGUCCAGGGUUCUGCUUGGUAUUACAUUUCCUGCGAUGGAUGUAAUAGCAAGGCUGUCAAAGGGCCUACUUCUAUGAUUUGCAACAAUAAGAAGUGUGGGAAGAGAGAAGUCACAGGAGUGCCACAGUACCUCACGAGGCUUUCUGUGUAUGAUAAGAAAGAGCAAGCAGUGUUUGUCAUUCUUGGUGAUGCUGGCAAGGAGUUAACUGGGAAACAUGCAGCGGAAUUAGUUGCUAAGUACUUUGAGGCUAACGAUGGAGUAGGAGCUGAACACUGCGUCCCGGUUCCACAGGCUUUGCUUGAUACAAUAGGGCAGACGCGCAAGUUUAUUGUUAAAGUUUCGGAUCAUAAUCUGAAAGGCAAGAUUCAGUCCAUAACUGUCACCAAGAUUCUCCCACUAGAAGCUCCACUUCCAUCAGUUGUAGGUGAGGAAUCUGGUUCUUCCGGAGGCUUAGGAGAUACUGCAGGUGAUAGGGCUAGGAAAGCCGCUGAGACCCUUGAGUCAGAUGCAGCAAAGCGUUCAAAGAGUGGCUAAUAUGGUUUCAGCUUAUUUUCUUGCUGCAGUUCAGGUCGUGUUUUUUUAAGUUUCCCUAAUGCCUUUGUGUUCUUUUCAUUACAAACUUCAGGCUUUUGACAUUUUCUGUUUAAGUUUUUUUAAUACAAUUUCCAUUAUAUGGUUUUAUCUUAUCCUUAUGAGCAUUUUACUUAUUGCAUUAUGAUCUUUCCAUAGGUAGCGUUAUAAUCUUUCGAAAGAAAUCGCUUUGGUUUGAAUAUAGUAAUGAUCUGAAAGAAAUCGCUCUGGUCAUUUAAUUUGUGAACUUUGGUCCGGGAGCAUUAAAUUUAAAUUUAUAUGAAAUUAUUACACAAUCCCGAAUUUACAUCAAUCUUAGUGUGAAAAGGAAAGUUAAUAUUCUUCACAAAUGUUUCUUUUAAAAUAAGUAAUGUCCCAAAAACCUAGCUUCUUGCCGAAUCCAACAGACGCUCUCUACCAUCUUCUCACGACCAUCCUCCAGAGACUCCGUAUACGUAUACUGAUAUACCUAAUCUAUAGUGAGUUGGUUAUAGAAUCGCUGCACAAGUCAGGAAUGUAUAACACACCCUCCGAUGAACCCAUAGCACUUGAAGGUAAACAAUUCAUCUACUCUUCUUUCUCUGAAAAGUCCAAUCAAAAUGAAACCAUGGUUAGAUUACGUAUAAUACAAAACAGAGAGAGAGUAUAUGAAUAGUUAAAUCUAAAAAAAAAAUAUAUGUGAAUAAUACUAAGAAUGAGUAUUGAAUAUGCUAUGUCGCUCUUGAAAACUGUAAAUUGUAAACAUCAAAGUAACUUUAUUAUUCGUUACUUUUAAGCUAGCCUCUACUCCUAAGUUUUUAUAAUUGUUUGAAUCAUUUUGUGGUGUUAUUAUCAUGGUUGCAAAACGUUAAACAAACCCUUUAUUUAUUAAUAUUGGCUGGACAAUUACAUAAAGAAGAAUUAUAGACUAAAUAUAAAAAAAAUACUGAGAAAGACUGCAAACCUAAGUUCAAAAAAAAAAAAGACUGCAAACCUAAUGUUUUAAAUGUAUAAUUUAUAUUUUAGUGUUAUAUAUUGUGUAACUCUAAGAUACUAUUUUAAAAUAAUUUCAGGCUCUCUAUCUCGAAAAAGUACUAUGUCUCUCUUCCCCGAUAAGUUCACCAUCUUAUCUAUGAUUUCAGUUCUUUUUUUUGUUUAAAUCUUUAGUAUCUGCACUUAAUAAUAUGAUAAUCGCUUUAUCAAUGCGUUGUUUUUACUGCGUUUUUAUAUUUGAUAUCAGUCAAAAGAAUCAAUAUUUUGUCAUAAAUAUAAUAUGCAUGAGGAAAUAAUAUUUUCAAAUAAUCCACUUAACAAUACUUAUAAGGUUUGUGUAAUCAUUUUAAAACCAUUGUUAACCAGUUUUAUUAGCACCGUUAGUAAGAGGCCAUUUGUUUAAAUGGACACGCCUCAGCAUAAACACCAUUUUCAUGAAAGCAAAAUUAUUUAAAAUAUCCUGUUCGUUUAAAAAAAUGUAAUAUAUGUUAAAAGCAAAUUAUUUUGAAUGGUUUUAUUUUUAUAAACUACUCCCUCUGUUUUUAAAAAAUGCAUAUUCUAGAUUUUUCACAUAUAUUAAGAAAACUCAUUAAAUAUGCAAUGUUUUUUGUGAAUAACAAUUUUCCAUAACUUUAAGCCAAUAGAAUUUCAAUAAACACCAUUAAUUUUUUUGAAACUUACAAUUUUUCAUAAAAUCAUACAUUGAAAAAGUAAAAAAUAUAUCUUUUUAAAACACAUUUUUUUUCCAGAACAUACAUUUUUUAGGAACGGAUGGAGUAUACGGUACUGAAAAAUAAAAGGUAAACUUAGUCCUAUUAAAAACAAUCAAACUUUAAAGUAGGAGCUUCAUAGCUCAAACAGACGUAACUUUAAAUUCUAAAUAUAUUCAUGUCCCACCAAAUUAUAUAUUAUUUUUAAUUUAUGUAUAAGCUCACCCAACCAUUUUUAUUAGUUAUUUUUCUUUACAUAAUAAAAGAGUUACAAUACAAUUUCACCAGAAUCUACUAUCUCAAAUUUAAGAUACACAAGUUUAGUUCAAUUUAUUAAUAUUAUAGAUUUAAUUACAUUUUAAGCAAAUUUAUCAUUGUAUUUUUUUAAAUCUCUACUUCUCUAAAACUCAAUUUCUGUCUUUCAAACUUUGCUAAACAAUUUAAAUAUAUAGAGAAUAAAUUAAAAAGACAUAAUCUGCGCGUAGCGCGGACAAUCGAUCUAGUAAAGAUAAAAACAUUAAUAGAAAGUGGCGUGGGAUAAUAAAUAAUGAAGGUAGUAAAUGGGCAGAAGCAUUGCACGUGAAACUCUGUAAGCAUUUUGCGGUGAGUGUGACCUCUGGACCUGUCGCUGCUUCACUAUGGGUCUAUUAUGUCACUUGCAUUCAUCUCUUAUUGUCUCUAAAUUAAUUUAAUAUUUUAUGUAUUUUUGUAGAAAUUAUAAUAUGUAUCGAGAUCUUAUGAGCCUAAAAUAGUUGGGCCUGUGGAUGAUCCAGAUUUGAGCUAUGCCUUGCUACAAUCAAUGAUACUCUAUCAGCUAGUAAAAAUACAUAGUCUUUUUUUUAACGCUGAUUUAUUAUGAUCUUACAAUUAUGAUAUAGGAAAUAUUACAUAGACGAUUCGACAACCGACAAUACUACCUGCCUUAUGAAGACCUACGCCUAACUGCAUCACCUGAGCCGUCCUAUGAAGAUCCACGCCUGACCAGAUGUACUUGCACCAUGUUGAAGAUCCCUUGCAAGCUUUUCCUCUGUAGUCUGCAUAAUUGUUUAAUAAACCGCUCUCUCCGAGACUUGAAACCUGGAUUUCCUGUAAUCUGCAAUAAAUUUGCAUAGUCUGGGAUUUGAAGCCCAGACCUGGGUGUAGAAGCCUUUAAACCUUAACCAAUAGGCUACGGUGCUUCCACCUGAGUGUAGAAGCCUUUAAACCUUAACCUUAAAAAUACAUAGUCAUAAAAUUGUUCUUUGCUUACCUUUAUAAUAUGUUUUGAGAGUUAGCUUCUAAAUUACAAAUUGUUUUUUUUUUUACUUUAUUUAGAAGUACAAAGCCGAUGAACAUGAGCACACAUUUGAAUCUAAAACAAGUAGCAAGUUUUGAUGAAACAUCAGUUUAAUUUACAGAUUUUUGAUGAAACACAAUUUUCGUUUGUAAGAAUUUUGGUACCUAUUGCAGAUGCAGCCACAUACUAGAAUGGUCAACAAAAACAGAUAUUGUUUAUCUCAGACUAAAUAGUACGGUUUGAUUGAUAUCUUUGAAUUUGAUUAUAAAUUUAGAACUUCAUUGUUCUAUUAUAUCCCAAUAAUAAACACAUUCACAUAUAUAUUCCAUUAAUAUAAUUUACAGAAACAUUACAAAGAACUCAACAUGAUGGUAGAGAAGAAAACAAAUUCAUUGACUUUCUCAUAAUGCAAAAAAAAAAAGAAUGCAAUAGUGAAUAUAUAGUACAUUUUUACUGAUCUAAAAUUUAAUUAUGAAUUCAAAACCUCACGACUCUAUUACAUUCAAGUAUAAACAUUAACCAAUAAUUCAAAACAUAUAUUCUUCCAAUAUUUAACCAGUUAUCGAGUAUUAUAUAUAAUGCUUCCUGAAAACAUAUACAUAGUAAGUGAAUGCAAAGAUCUUCCGUUUGACUUUAAAGGAAAUAAAAGUAAAGAUCAAGUCUUGUGAAUGUAAAUACCAAAUUAAGAAAAUCACACUUUAUUUCCAUCAAAUUCAUCAUAUCUAUCAUUGUUGUUUGGUUCUUCUUAUUUUUUCUUAGUUCUGAUUUGCAAAGCAUAGUGUAUACUAUAUUAUUUCUUUCUAUUUAUAACUGAUUGAUAUUGUUACUGUAUAGAUUGAGCAGGUUGGAUUACUUGGAUGCAUGAGUUUGUAGAGAGAAGAACGUCUGUAUUUGUGACAAAUUAUCACAUCAACUUAGCUAAUUAUUACAUAGUUAACUGAUGAGUAUUUCCACUCCAAAUACACCAAGAGAUUUUUUUUCCUGCUUUUAGCUUUGUUAGUGGCUUUGGUCAUAGCCAAUACUUUAUUUUAGACAAACAACACACCCUAGACUAGUGUCAACUACCAACUUAAACCAUGGCUAAACACGCCUAGUUAUCAUUUCGGCCUAAACUUAAACUGUAAAUCAGUCACUAACAACAAAGUCUAAUAAGUAUCGUUUAGAAAACAAUUGAUAAUACUGAAUACUUAGUGUCAUGUUGACCAAAAAAACACUUGAUAAUUAAGAUUAAACAGGUUUUUUUAUUUGUUUCUAAAGUAGUAAUAAUGGCUAUCAAUUUUGCAAUGUUAGCCAAUCUAAAUUCAAGAAAAGAAAAAAAACAGAGGAACAAAAAGAAAAAAACACCCGACCAAACAUCAAAACAACACAAACAACCAUUGUACUUGAAAAUAUCUCAGACCUAUGAAAUCAGACCGCAGUCAGCGAUCACCACGGGCCUGGAAAGCUUGUCCCUAACAUGUUCCUUUGAAAUGAUCCUGACCACAUCCAAUCCUUCAACAACUUGGCCAAACACGACGUGUACAUCGUCAAGUUCCCGGUUCUCCGUCAAACAGAUUAUAAACUGAGAUUCGUUGGUGUCAGGACCACGGUUGUUCAUGGAGAUGAUACCCGGACUGGUGUGCUACUUUUUGAUGAAGUUCUCAUCCUCAGAAAAUUUUGGGUGGUUUAAAUGCUUUUUAAUAAAAAAAAUCAAAAACUUUUUGAUACUUUUAAUAUACUUUUGAAGUGCAUAGAUAUAUUUAGAUUGUGUAUAUGAAAUUAACAUAAAUUUUUUAUGUAUUUGGAUAUUCAUUCGAUUCUCUGUUCGUUUCGCUUUGAUUAUUUUGGAUAUCUUUAUAUAUAAAAUAGGCUUUGCUUCUCUCCCAGGGUGUCCACCUCAGCUGCCAGCUCAUAAAUUCGAGCUCCAUGGUAUCGACACGUGUCAUCCCCAAAUUAUUUCAUCUUUACGUUUCUUCUUGGCCUUUAAUGAUUCUUUUGAUACGGACCUCGGUGUGAUGAUCCAAGCUUCGGUUGAAACGAGACUAUGACAAAAUUCUCAAAGAAAAAGAAGAAAAAUUCUUCUGUAGAGAGAAGAAGACAGACGAUAAGAGAUUUGGUUUAAUAUAAGACAAGAUGAAAUCAUGUUUUAACCUGAGAAGAAGACUAACCCUAAUCCACGUUGAUACAGGUUUUUUCUCGCUGGGGUAUGAAACGUAACCACGUCGGUUCAUCUCUCCCUCAAUUCAAUUGACAGAGUUAUUAACAGUAAUUAUAGUAUGCAAUCAAUUCAUCCACUUUUUCCUCAUCGAUCAAGAUUUUUCACCUCCCCCAUCACCGAAGCUAUAUAUAUAUAUGUGGCGCAAGGUGCCCAAGAGAAAUCACAAAGCUUCUUCCAACGAAGAAAGUCGUCUCAAGGGGAUCAGAGUCAGAGGAGUCGACGAGCAUCACCAGCGUCGUCUUCUUCCGCCUACGGUGGAAAAACCCAGAUCGUUGAUUGCCUUUAAAAUCCUUGGAGUUACAGGAAUUCGUAUUUGGCAUAAAUAGGUGGAUUAGAGACAGAGGAUUUGAACAUAUUAGAGUUGGAUCAUUAUGUGUUGCAGCCACAGCUGCGAGAGCACUAAAGUAAGUUCUUCAAAGAAUUUUCCAAUCUUCAGAAGGGUUCUACCGGGGCUCAUAGACUCAAUACUUUGAAGCACCUGUUGAAGGAAGAUGCCAUCUAUGUGCUAAGUGUAUUCAAUGUCACAAGAAUUAACAUCCACUUCAACUCACUGACUCACCAGUUUCCAUUCGCUUCAACGACCUGACCAACUUUGUGGAGCUUAUGUAGACGUCUUUAUUCUACAGAACAGUUCAAGUUUCAGAAAUAUGAGCAGCUCAUGCCUUUAGUUAAUACAAACGUGGAUUUGCCGGACAUUGUUCGUGUUGUUUGUGGCAUCAAGAACACCUACAACAAAGGUUGUAUGCUAUCACUUUUAAUUUCCCUUUCUCUUUCUCAUUUACAAAGUUAAUUUCUUUUGUUAAUUCAUUAUGUAGGUACCAUAGAAUUACUCUCGGACUUUGUAGUUUGUAAAUAUUUUUUGUUCUGAACGUUGAAUUUUCAGUGAUUAUAUUUAAAAAAAUUUGGUGAAAAA